This is a messenger RNA of Microdochium trichocladiopsis, 822 nucleotides long. RefSeq names its product ankyrin repeat-containing domain protein. Gene Ontology annotation, molecular function: protein binding. Gene Ontology annotation, cellular component: nucleus; cytoplasm. The coding region runs from base 1 to 822 and encodes 273 amino acids. The record is from RefSeq and is a predicted model, not a curated record. NCBI's taxonomy places the organism in Eukaryota, Fungi, Ascomycota, Sordariomycetes, Xylariales, Microdochiaceae. The transcript has a single exon.
AUGCCAGCAACUAUUCAGGACCAGCUCAACGCUGCGGCUGCUUCAGGUGACGUUGAACAGCUCCAGGCGCUUUGUCAAUCCCACCGGCAGGAAAUUUCCACGCGUGAUGCGCAAGAGCUGCUCGCCACAGCCACCGAAGCCUUCCAGGCCUCAACCAUCGACUAUCUCCUCACGGAAUUCCCAGAGAUGGAGAUCAAAAUUGACGCAGUAGCCGAAGUCGCUGCCGGCGAAGGUUCCAUCCCCAUCUUCUCCAAACUCGUUGCCAGAGACCCUACCAUUGCGAGCAGGCGCCUGGACAGGACCGGCACACCACUAAGCGUGGCCUGCACCGGGCGCCAGCCGGUCGCAUUCCUACGAUACCUUCUCGAGCUCGGCGCGGAUCCGAAUCAGAACCCCGACCUGACUGGCUACCCCAUCGCGCUCGUAGCCGGUCUGUACCCUGACGACGAAGCUGCUGCGGCGAUCGACCUGCUGCUGGAGCAUGGUGCCCGCCUGGAGCACUCGGGGGCUCUCGGACACACGGCAGUGCUCGGUAGGGAGGCUUCACUACGGUUCCUGCUCGAAAAGGGAGCCAAGCCUGACACCGACGCCAUCAAGAUUGGGUCAAAGAUCGGAGGUUCUCAUCCGCUACACGACGUGCUGUGGGGAGGCCAUAUCGGCGCGGCAAAGCUCCUGCUUGAUCACAGCUCGAGUAUUAACGUUCACGAUCAAAAUGGGAAGAGCAUCAUGGAGAAGGCGGCACAUCUUGAGGCAAAGGGAAAAGACAGAAGCGAGAUCAUAACCUUGUUGUCUGAGGUGGAAAAAGAGAGGUCGAAUCAAUGA